Molecule: messenger RNA, 1093 nt
Organism: Macrosteles quadrilineatus (aster leafhopper)
Lineage: Eukaryota; Metazoa; Arthropoda; Insecta; Hemiptera; Cicadellidae
Product: polyamine-modulated factor 1-like
Exons: 3
Coding region: 349-966 (205 amino acids)
Cellular component (GO): MIS12/MIND type complex
Source: RefSeq, a predicted model, not a curated record
ACCUCCUACUCUUCCUUAACGUCAUUUACGUCAAUUUGAUGGAAUUAAAACACAGUAUUCAAGAAUUAGGUAUAGGUAAAUAUUUAUGAACUACCGCAGAUUUACUAUUUUGAUCCUAAAAUAUAUUUUUGUUGAACGUUUUACCAUUUACUUUACAAGUAGUUGUUGUAAAAUGUUGUUUACUUUAGGAGGUUGUUGGUAGGCCUAUGCAAUGCUAAAACAUCUUGGGGAGCCUAGUUUUAGGCUACUGAUUGCUAAUUUACAACAUUAGACUUUAUAUAAUGUUCUUAAUCAGUGCAUUCUUUCAUUAGCACAUAUUUAAGACUACCCAUUCUUUAAACUAUAACAAUGACGACUCCAAACAGUGGAUCAGUGUCUAGUGGCAGUGGAGAAAAUAUCAGUAGUGAAUCCUUUUCAUCAGAGUAUUUGAAUAGGUAUUCUCGACUAUCAAUAUACUUGAAGAACGCUAUAGAGAACAUAUCGUCUGGUGUUAGUGAAGAACACUAUGCAGACUGUCUUGGUGUGCUCAGAGCUAUAAGACAAUCUAGAUCAGUUCCCGGGAAAAUACAGAAGAAAAUGAAAGCAGAACUUAUGGACUCUUUACUGACACAAAUCCAAGAGACAGUCCAAGAAGAAAAAAUAAAAGAAAAUCUACAUCAACUUGAAAAGUUGGUUGAUCAAUCAAUGCUUGAAGAAGGACAAAAAUCAUGGAGACCAAAUGGCAAUGUGAAAGAUCACAUACGUUCUCAUAUGAUGGAAGUGAAACAGAAGCAUAAGGACAAGUUGGAGAGACAAGUAAGAGAAAAGGAACAAGAGAGUGAAUGUGUUUUGAGAGAAGUAAUUAGGCUCAGGUCGCAGGUUCGAUCCUUGGAAUCUAGACUUCUCGCGGUCAAAAGUCAGUGUAGUGACGAUUCUGUUGAAGACAAAAUAGACACUAUUAUGGAGAAAGCAGAAGAUAUAGAAUAGGUUGUGAGAAAACGAUCAAAUAUCGCUACAUAUAAUUUUAACAUACAACUGCAAAUUGUAACGUGAUGUAAAUAGCUAUUUUUGAAGAAUAAUUAACUAACAAAGAAUAUUUUUAUUAAAAGAUUUU